This is a messenger RNA of Anarrhichthys ocellatus (wolf-eel), 1845 nucleotides long. RefSeq names its product zinc metallopeptidase, STE24 homolog (gene zmpste24). Gene Ontology annotation, biological process: CAAX-box protein processing. The record is from RefSeq and is a predicted model, not a curated record. Bases 332 to 1735 code for a protein of 467 amino acids. Lineage: Eukaryota; Metazoa; Chordata; Actinopteri; Perciformes; Anarhichadidae. Gene Ontology annotation, molecular function: metalloendopeptidase activity. The transcript is spliced from 9 exons.
GCGUUUCCACAGGGGCAGAAUUUGUUGACGCACCUCGCCGUCAGAUUCGCAUCUCGCAUGAAUAGAAUGAUAGCUGUAAAAGCCUGAAUUUAGGAAUGGAAACUGGAUGUAUGGAUGUCGUAGUUUGCACUUUGAGUCGGUAUCUGUCGAUGUAACGUGGAAACGGUGUUCCCUUUAUUCAACUUUAAAGUUGUCUCUGUUUGUGUGUAGAGUGGAAGCUAAAUAGCUGCUAGCCUAAAACUAGCAGUCAGGCUAGGUGACGUUAACCUCAUCGUUAGCCUGCGAGCUAGUCAACCCUGCUCCAACACCAUAGAGCAAAAACAGAGCAAAGAUGGUUGAACAUAUACUGGACCUGCCGGUGGAGAAGCAGAUAUUUUAUGCUGUUUUGGGAUUUUCGUGGACGGUGUAUCUAUGGGAAGCUUACCUUUCUUACAGACAGAGGAGGACAUACAGAUCAACAACAAGUGUGCCACAGGAACUCUGGAAGAUCAUGGAUUCUGAAACAUUUGAGAAGUCGCGUCUGUAUCAGCUGGAUAAAAGCAACUUCAGCUUCUGGUCUGGACUCUAUUCUGAGACUGAGGGGACGUUGAUCCUGCUCCUGGGUGGAAUCCCAUUUCUGUGGGACGUUGCUGGUUCUGUGAUGACUCGCGUAGGAUUUGGUUCAGAGUACGAGAUCACCCAGUCGCUCCUGUUUCUGACUCUUGCCACCCUGUUCAGUGCCUUUACCGGACUUCCCUGGAGUGUGUACAACACGUUCGUCAUCGAGGAGAAGCAUGGCUUUAACCAGCAGACGUUGGGGUUCUUCUUUAAGGAUGCUGUAAAGAAGUUCAUCGUGACCCAGUGUAUCCUGCUGCCCGUCACCUCGCUGCUCCUCUACAUCAUCAAGAUUGGUGGAGACUACUUCUUCAUCUAUGCCUGGCUCUUCACCCUGGCUGUUUCUCUGGUGCUUGUCACAAUCUACGCGGACUAUAUUGCUCCCCUGUUUGACAAGUUCGCUCCUUUGCCAGAAGGAGAGCUGAAGGCGGACAUUGAGUCCAUGUCCAAGAGUAUCAGCUUCCCCCUCACUAAGGUCUAUGUAGUUGAAGGUUCUAAGCGUUCGUCACACAGCAAUGCAUACUUCUAUGGGUUCUUCAAGAACAAACGCAUUGUACUGUUUGACACUCUGCUGGAAGACUACUCGCCGCUUAACAAGUCUGGAGAGCCACACCCUGAGCAGCCGGAGAGAGAGGACGCGUCCAACGAAUCCAAAGCCACGCCCAAGAACAAGAAACAAGGAUGCAACAACUCUGAGAUCCUUGCUGUCCUGGGUCAUGAGCUCGGCCACUGGAAACUCGGCCACAUGGUCAAGAAUAUCGUCAUCAGUCAGAUGAAUUCCUUCUUGUGCUUCUCCCUGUUUGCUGUUCUGAUUGGACGCAAGGAGCUGUUUGUAGCUUUUGGCUUCAAUGACAGCCAACCCACAUUAAUAGGCUUGAUGAUUAUCUUCCAGUUCAUCUUCUCCCCGUACAAUGAGCUCCUGUCCUUCUGUCUGACAGUCCUGAGUCGCAGGUUCGAGUUCCAGGCAGAUGCUUUUGCACGCGGCAUGGGCAAAGCCUCCGAGCUCUGCUCUGCCCUCAUCAAGCUCAACAAGGACAACCUGGGCUUCCCCGUGGCUGACUGGUUGUUCUCCAUGUGGCACUAUUCCCACCCUCCCCUGCUGGAGCGCCUUAGAGCACUGGGCAGCAUCAAGCAGGACUGAUGGGGCUGGAAGGGGGAGGGCCGACUGCUGCCUUCUCCAAAGGGCCUCCGCAGACCGCUCCUGGCCCUGUGAUGCACCCUGGCCUUUUUCUAACCAUCUGCCCGCUCGCC